Messenger RNA from Tachysurus fulvidraco (yellow catfish), 555 nucleotides. RefSeq names its product ring-box 1, E3 ubiquitin protein ligase (gene rbx1). Gene Ontology annotation, cellular component: cullin-RING ubiquitin ligase complex; nucleus. The record is from RefSeq and is a predicted model, not a curated record. The coding region runs from base 80 to 406 and encodes 108 amino acids. The transcript is spliced from 5 exons. Gene Ontology annotation, biological process: ubiquitin-dependent protein catabolic process; protein ubiquitination. NCBI's taxonomy places the organism in Eukaryota, Metazoa, Chordata, Actinopteri, Siluriformes, Bagridae. Gene Ontology annotation, molecular function: cullin family protein binding; zinc ion binding; ubiquitin protein ligase activity.
CCUCUCGCGAGAUUUCAUAUUCGGUCUCGUAUUAAAUCACACGUCCUCUCGCGAGAUUUCAUCAUCUGUUCGUUCAAACAUGGCGGCUGCGAUGGACGUCGACACCCCGAGCGGGACAAACAGUGGCGCCAGUAAGAAGAGAUUUGAGGUCAAAAAGUGGAACGCUGUGGCUCUGUGGGCCUGGGACAUCGUUGUGGAUAACUGUGCCAUCUGCAGAAACCACAUCAUGGACCUGUGUAUAGAGUGUCAGGCCAAUCAGGCUUCUGCUACAUCGGAGGAGUGCACAGUGGCCUGGGGAGUGUGUAAUCACGCCUUUCAUUUCCACUGCAUCUCCCGCUGGUUAAAGACGAGGCAGGUUUGUCCUCUGGAUAACAGGGAGUGGGAGUUCCAGAAGUAUGGACACUGAACUUCACCUCUGUACUUUCAUCAUUAAAACAGUCUUUUUUGGUUUUGUCUGUUCAAUAUGACUGCAGUGUGUUGCUGUUAUUGUAAAAUACGGAGGAACGUUCCAAUUUUAAUUGACAUGCUAUUAAAGAAUCGUCCUUUAUCUUCUAA